AAAGUUUGUAGCUACAGGCUGAUACUAAGAAAGAAGAAGAGACGGUCAUUCUGCAUCCCCUCUGCCACACACUUUCUGAUGUUUCAUAACAUUGCUGUAUCAUCUGUAUCACCAUGAAGAUGUUUCCUGUGUGUGUGUUUGUUUGUGCUGUGAUGACUCUGUCCCAUGCUGCUGUUCUCCCUGAAGGAAGGACUGCAACUAAUCAAACAGUCAAAAGGCACCUGGCCAAGAGGUCUACUGAUUGUCCUGGUGGUUGGACUCUGUUGAGUGGUCGCUGCUUCCUCUACGUUCCAGGACCCAUGACAUGGGCUAAAGCAGAGAGAAACUGCUUGUCCAUGGGGGCCAACCUUGCAUCUGUGCACAGCAUCACAGAGUACCAUGGGAUUCAGCACAUGAUAAUGACUGCCACUCAUGGCAACCAAGAAACCUGGAUUGGAGGAAGUGAUGCACAGGAGGAGAAUGCCUGGUUAUGGACUGAUGGAAUGAGUUUCCAAUAUUCAAACUGGUGCCCAGGAGAGCCCAAUAAUUUCAGGCGCAACCAGCACUGUCUGCAAAUUAACCAUAGCGGUUCCAAGUGCUGGGAUGAUGUAGGGUGUCAGGUACAUCGACCUUCUGUUUGUGUUAAGAAAAUGUGAAAUUUCUGUCAAAAUACACACUGUUUGGUGUGCAAUGACUUUUGUUUUUCUUCUUCAUUUGGCUUUACAAUAUUUGUUUCAUCUUUUGUCUGUAGCAUAAAAGUUUUGCAACAAAAUAAAAAGUCUAUGUCAUGAAUAGUAGCACUCCAGUACUCAACCCUAAAUUUUAAACUGUGGAAAAGUAGUUGUGAAUCUUUCAGUAAAAAGUAUUGCUCAUCUUCGCACAUUUUUUCUCUGUAAACUCUUCUUCCUUUGCAAUAAUAAAACUCUUAAGCAGUG
Oreochromis aureus is the source of this 914-nucleotide messenger RNA. Its product is annotated as ladderlectin-like. Lineage: Eukaryota; Metazoa; Chordata; Actinopteri; Cichliformes; Cichlidae. Bases 114 to 635 code for a protein of 173 amino acids. The transcript is spliced from 6 exons. The record is from RefSeq and is a predicted model, not a curated record. Gene Ontology annotation, molecular function: signaling receptor activity.